Molecule: messenger RNA, 1215 nt
Organism: Colossoma macropomum (tambaqui)
Lineage: Eukaryota; Metazoa; Chordata; Actinopteri; Characiformes; Serrasalmidae
Product: cathepsin L1-like
Exons: 9
Coding region: 86-1087 (333 amino acids)
Biological process (GO): immune response
Cellular component (GO): lysosome
Molecular function (GO): cysteine-type endopeptidase activity
Source: RefSeq, a predicted model, not a curated record
GACAUAUAUAGCUAGCUAACUCAUCAUACUUACAGAGAGCUUCAAGGCUGCAGGAGAUCACUCGCAGAGACUUACUCUGUUCAGAAUGGGGGUUUUGCUUGUUCUCACCGCCCUUGUGGUGGUGGCCGGUGCUGCCAAUGUCUCUCUGGAGGAUCUGGAGUUCCAUGACUGGAAAGUAAAGUUUGGUAAGAGUUAUGGUUCAGUGGAAGAAGAGUCUCAGCGUAAGAUGAUCUGGCUGGACAAUCGUAAGCUGGUGCUGGAGCACAACAUGCUGGCUGACCAGGGCAUCAAAAGCUACAGACUCGGCAUGAACCACUUUGCAGACAUGGACAAUCAGGAGUACCAGCAGAUGCUGAACGGCUGCCUGGGAUCCUUCAAUGAGUCCGAGAUCGAGAGUGCGACUAUGUUUCUCCAACCAGUAGAGGGCGCUGCUCUGCCCCGAGCUGUGAAUUGGAGGAAAAGGGGCUAUGUGACCAGGGUUAAGGACCAAAGUCAUUGUGGCUCCUGUUGGGCCUUCAGUGCGGCGGGGGCGCUCGAGGGUCAGAUGUACAAGAAGACAAAGAAGCUGGUAAGCUUAAGCGAACAACAGCUGGUGGACUGCUCCCGGAGUUUUGGAAACCAUGGCUGUCGAGGUGGUUGGCCGUACAAGGCCUUCAAGUACAUCAAGUCCAGUGGAGGCCUGGAGAAAAUGAGCACUUAUCCAUAUCAGGCCAAGGAAGGUGAAUGCAGGUUUAAUAACGCAAGAGCCUGGGCUAAAUGCUCCAACUACAAAUGGGUGAAACCCACAGAAAAUGCUCUGCAGUCCGCAGUGGCCAAAAUCGGACCCAUUUCUGUUCUCAUAAAUGCCUCCCGGCACAGCUUCCAGCUCUAUGAGUCAGGUGUGUAUGAUGAGCCGAACUGCAGCAGCUCUAAGCUGAGUCACGCCGUCCUGCUUGUUGGUUACGGCACUGAAGGUAACACACAGGACUACUGGCUGGUCAAGAACAGCUGGGGUGUUAACUGGGGUGAUAAAGGCUACAUCAAGAUGUCCAGGAACAAGAAUAACCAGUGUGGUAUUGCCAAACAUGCUGUCUACCCUGAGGUUUAAAGACUGAAGAGAACCAGAACCUGAAAACCCCACAGAGGUUUUAUUAAAUGAUUCAGAGGAGAAAAAAAACAAAAAAAAAAAACGUUACGUCUGAAUUUAUUUUCCUUUUUUAGUUCAUUUGAAGUGGA